CCAUUGACCUUGUAGCUGAUCAAAAGGUUAUUGUAAUUGACGGAGAGGUGCCAAUUGAGGAAGCAUGUGACAUUCUUACGCGAAACAAUAUAUCUUCAGCGCCAGUCUACGAUGCUUCAACGAAGAGUUAUUCGGGCAUGUUUGAUUGGGCUGAUGUUAUGACAUAUUUGUUAAUUGUUCUUAAGAAAAAGGAUGCUUCAAAACAACUAGAGAAAAGUGAUGCUGAGCUAUCUGCUGAAUUUAAUGAUUUAGUGAAAUUGGCGAGCCACUGUCAACCUGUUCCCGUCAAAUUAGCUUCCGACCUUUCAAAGAAAAAUCCUUUUUAUAGUGUACUUCCAGAAACAUCGCUAUUACAAGUUGUUGAGUUGUUUGGAAGUGGAAUUCACAGAGUUGCCGUUGUAGACGCGGAUGGAGUUAUUACCGCAAUUUUCACUCAAUCCACAGUGGAUAAUUAUUUUUAUCAAAAU
Molecule: messenger RNA, 467 nt
Organism: Dentiscutata erythropus
Lineage: Eukaryota; Fungi; Glomeromycota; Glomeromycetes; Diversisporales; Gigasporaceae
Source: the annotation of a GenBank genome assembly